AUGGGGCGGAACCAUGGUACCAAUGGGGCCCUAUGGGGCAGACCCAUCCCCACGUCCCAACGCGGUCCUACCCCCCCCCCCAUCCUGUCCCUGCCCCAUAGGGAGCCGCCGGAGGCCGCAGUGGGGCUGAGCCCCGAGGAGCAGCAGCGCUGGGCCCGGCGCCUCGCCCGGCACCUGAGCGCGGCCGAACGGACCCUGGCGCGGCUCUUCCUGGUGCACAGCGUCCCCGAGUCCCUCAAGUUCGCCUUCUUGUUCUACCUGCUGACCUAUGUGGGGGCCGUCUGCAACGGGCUGACGCUGCUGGGAGCCGGCGUCAUCUGCGCCUUCACCUUCCCCGUGCUCUACCGGCACCACCAGGCCCAGAUUGACCAGUACGUGACCCUGGUGCGGAGCCACCUGAGCAACCUCCGGGCCAGGAUCCAGGCCAAGCUCCCCAGUGCCAAAGCGAAGCCGAAGUGAACCCCAACUUGUGCCCCCCCCCCAAG
Molecule: messenger RNA, 485 nt
Organism: Neopsephotus bourkii (Bourke's parrot)
Lineage: Eukaryota; Metazoa; Chordata; Aves; Psittaciformes; Psittacidae
Product: reticulon-1-A-like
Exons: 6
Coding region: 1-459 (152 amino acids)
Source: RefSeq, a predicted model, not a curated record